Colletotrichum truncatum is the source of this 255-nucleotide messenger RNA. Lineage: Eukaryota; Fungi; Ascomycota; Sordariomycetes; Glomerellales; Glomerellaceae. The record is from RefSeq and is a predicted model, not a curated record.
AUGGUAGAAGCCUCUACAGAGUUUGAGCCUUCUACUACUCGAGCUAAAGAUCAAGAGGACUCUGACGAUGAUUUUGAUACUGAAGAUUCUACUGCUGGGGAAAAUCCUUUUGGAGCUGUUAUUCAAAAGAUUCGUGACCUCGCAGUUUCCCUUAAGCUUUCUAGUAAGAAGACGCAAGAGUUUCUCGACCUCCAGAAAUCGACUCGCAUUGGCCAGCGACCACUACGCCUCCUCCGCGAUGUUAAGACAAGGUAG